GAGCGGUAGAGCGGCCCCCUACGUGGAAAACACUGAGACACUACACUCUCCGUAGACCAACGUACAUCUCUCUCUCUCUCUCUCUCUCUCUCUCUCUGAGAGUAACAGUUCGGAGUAGGUAAGAGUUACUGGAUAAGGAGUUGUUUGAUCACCUGCUGACAAACUGGAAGACCAUCACAAAGCAAGUCUGCAAAUUCAAGUUCAUAUCUCCAUAAGUUCAUUAGCUAUGUUUCUCCAAAAGGCAUGGAGAUCGACGGCUUUCGGUGUUUGGGGAUACUUUAGCUUCACAAAAUCUGGCUUCAUGGAACACUCAAAAAAAUUUAAAGCAGAAGAUAUGCAAACACAUAUAGAAGGGAAAAACUGCAUAGUUACAGGAGCAAAUUCUGGGAUUGGCUAUGCAACUGCUGAGGCUCUUUCUUCACGUGGAGCAACUGUCUAUAUGGUAUGCCGUAAUAAGGAUAGGGGAGAAAAUGCUCUAUCUAAAAUUCAGUCAACAACAGGCAACCCAAAUGUAUACCUGGAGGUAUGUGAUCUUUCAUCUGUCAAUGAUAUCAAGUCAUUUGCAUCCAGAUUUUCAUCAAAGGAUCAACCAAUUCAUGUCUUGGUUAACAACGCCGGUUUACUAGAGAAUGACCGUAUUACUACCCCAGAAGGACUGGAGUUAAAUUUUGCUGUAAAUGUGAUGGGUACGUAUGCCAUGACAGAAUUGAUGUUGCCAAUGCUGGAGAAGGCAUCUCCUGAUGCUCGAGUCAUAACAGUCUCCUCAGGUGGCAUGUACACAACGCCUUUAACCAAAGAUUUACAGUUUAGUGAAAGCAAAUUUGAUGGGAUCCUACAGUAUUCUCGAAACAAACGGGUUCAGGUAGCAUUAACGGAAAAAUGGGCAGAAAUGUACAGUAAAACAGGUGUUGGGUUCUACUCAAUGCAUCCAGGUUGGGCCGAGACACCUGGUGUAGCGAAAAGUAUGCCUAGUUUUGACAAAAUGUUAUCGGGAAAACUUAGAACAAGUGAGGAAGGUGCUGACACAGUUAUUUGGCUAGCUUUACAGCCUAAAGAAAAAUUGGUUUCAGGUGCACUAUAUUUUGAUAGGGCUGAAGCGCCCAAGCACUUGCUAUUUGCAGGGACAGAGGGUUCCCAUGCUGCUAUCGAUUUCAUUAUGGACAAUCUUCGUUCCUUGUGUAGUCUUCCUUCAUGAAUUAAAUUUUACUUAAGGAAAGAAAAUAAUGAAACAUGUUUUUUUUCUUCGAACUUUGGAAUCAUGUAUAAGUUAGAGUUGGGCAUUUUUAUGCUAUUCAAUAUAACAACCGAGUUAUGUAUCUAUUAUAUGAAAAGAUCAAGGGAUAGUUUGGGUGAAA
Messenger RNA from Nelumbo nucifera (sacred lotus), 1355 nucleotides. RefSeq names its product NAD(P)-binding Rossmann-fold superfamily protein. NCBI's taxonomy places the organism in Eukaryota, Viridiplantae, Streptophyta, Magnoliopsida, Proteales, Nelumbonaceae. The record is from RefSeq and is a predicted model, not a curated record.